CGUACAAAACAUCCCCUCUCAUCUCAAUUGAGUAGUAUUGAUUUUUGGAGGUCCAAUUCCAAAACAUCCCCUCUCAUAUCAAUUGCAUCUCCCAUCCGUUCCUCCUCCAUUUCAAUAAAUCCAAUCACUUCUCCGGUCCUCGCCGCCGCCGCCGCCGCCGUCUUCGUUUUCCUGGGCUUUAACUCCUCGCAUCGUUGAACAUCCAGGCUGCCAAGAUUAUUACAAUCCAAAAAUCCACAUCAUUACUCAAAAAGUAACCAGGGCGUUGUUGUUGCUGUCUUUGUUCAAUUUGUUUCUCUGGGUGAGAAUGUGGAACUUUGCAUCCAACUUUACUGUUGGGAACACAAGGCCAAAGGAAGAUCAUCGGAAUCCUACUCGCGAUGCAGAUUGCUCUGAUGAUGAAGGUUCAUCCAUCACAAGUAGAGAGGAUAGACUAGAGUGCCCAAUUUGUUGGGAAUCGUUCAACAUCGUUGAAAACAUACCCUAUGUUUUAUGGUGUGGCCACACACUGUGUAAAAACUGCAUCCUGGGGUUACAAUGGGCUGUUGUGAAGUGCCCUUCUUUACCCAUCCAGCUCCCACUCUUCAUAUCAUGUCCCUGGUGCAAUUUACUGUCAUUGCGUCUGGUUUACAGGGGCAACCUCAAGUUCCCCAGAAAGAACUUUUUCCUUCUUUGGAUGCUUGAGAGCAUGAAUGGUGACAGGAGAGUGUCCUGUUCUGCCUCAUGUGGGGAUGAUGACCCACCAUCUUGGCCCCCUGUUAGGACACCAUCUGGAAAUUCUUCUAUCGAGCCCAGUUUCAGGAGGGCCUCACACACUGACCUUUCAGAACAAGUACGAUCACGGCGUGAUCAAAGUCAUCCGGAUGGCUUUCUUGCUGUUGAGAGACUACAUUCUUCAAUCAGGAAAUCACUGGUCUUCUUCAUUCAUCUGACAGCCAAGUUCCCACUGGUGAUUAUAUUCCUUCUGAUCCUCCUGUACGCCAUUCCCGCCAGUGCAGCAAUACUGGCCCUCUAUUUGCUCAUCACCGUUGUGUUUGCUCUUCCAUCGCUUCUCAUUUUGUACUUUGCGUAUCCGAGCUUAGAUUGGCUGGUCAGAGAAAUCAUGACCUGAGAUGACAGAUUGAUGGAUUCAAGCUUCUUGGGAUUGUUUGCUGCUAUAUAUUCAAGUGUUUUUAUGCCAAAACUUCUACUAAAUCAAGUUGCUUCCCCUGUUUUUUUGUUUCCUUCCAAACAUUGAGCUUGUAUUGCAAAAUGAUGCAGUGCUUGAACCAUGGGGAACUCAUUGCCCACAUUUGAGUUUUUUGUUUAAUUUAUUUAAAGAAUGCUUCAUGCAUUUCGAAAUUUAUUAUUCUCCUCGAGGUGGGUAUAUAUCCACAUCAUCAUAAGAAAAAUUGUAUUUCUAA
Molecule: messenger RNA, 1403 nt
Organism: Cuscuta campestris
Lineage: Eukaryota; Viridiplantae; Streptophyta; Magnoliopsida; Solanales; Convolvulaceae
Source: the annotation of a GenBank genome assembly